Tupaia belangeri chinensis (Chinese tree shrew) is the source of this 2366-nucleotide messenger RNA. It is a transcript of the gene HAGH, whose product is annotated as hydroxyacylglutathione hydrolase. The coding region runs from base 72 to 854 and encodes 260 amino acids. The transcript has 8 exons. The record is from RefSeq and is a predicted model, not a curated record. Lineage: Eukaryota; Metazoa; Chordata; Mammalia; Scandentia; Tupaiidae. Gene Ontology annotation, biological process: glutathione metabolic process. Gene Ontology annotation, molecular function: hydroxyacylglutathione hydrolase activity. Gene Ontology annotation, cellular component: mitochondrion.
GCCCUGCCCUGCUGGGGACCCUCCUCCAUCACACGGAUUCGAGGAAGAGCUUGGCUGUGGAGCAGGGCACCAUGAAGGUGGAGCUGCUGCCCGCGCUGACCGACAACUACAUGUACCUGCUCAUAGACGACAACACCGGGGAGGCCGCCGCUGUGGACCCCGUGCAGCCCCAGAAGGUUGUGGAGGCGGCGAGAAAGCAUGGGGUGAAGCUGACCACGGUGCUCACCACACACCACCACUGGGACCAUGCCGGCGGGAACGAGAAGUUGCUCAAGCUGGAGCCGGGGCUGAAGGUGUGCGGAGGCGAUAGCCGGGUGGCGGCCCUGACUCACAGAGUCACACACCUGUCCACUCUGCAGGUGGGGGCUCUCACCGUCAAGUGCCUGGCGACCCCGUGUGACACGUCAGGACACAUCUGCUACUUCGCGAGUGAGCCGGGCAGUGCUGAGCCCCCUGCCGUGUUCACAGGCGACACCUUGUUUGUGGCUGGCUGCGGGAAGUUCUACGAAGGCACCGCGGACGAGAUGUACAAGGCCCUGCUCGAAGUCCUCGGCCGGCUCCCUCCAGACACGAAAGUCUACUGUGGCCACGAGUACACCAUCAACAACCUCAAGUUCGCACGCCACGUGGAGCCCAGCAACCCCGCGGUUCAGGAGAAGCUCACCUGGGCCAAGGAGAAGUACGGUAUCGGGGAGCCCACGGUGCCGUCCACCAUCGCAGAGGAGUUCACCUACAACCCGUUCAUGAGAGUGAGGGAGAAGACGGUGCAGCAGCAUGCAGGCGAGUCGGACCCCGUGGCCACCAUGCGGGCCAUCCGCCGGGAGAAGGACCAGUUCAAGGUGCCCCGGGACUGAGGCCACCGCGCAAGGUCGGGGCGUCUCUGGGGCCCGCUCCCGCCAGUUGUGUGGGAGAUUCCGUCUCUGCUCAUUUCAAACGGAGCUCAGCCUUUGCCUGUGCUCUUAGAAUCCGAAUGUGUAGUGAUGAGGGGUUUUAAAAGUAUUUAUUCCUGUACCUCCGCCUGCAGACUCUGCACUGCCCCGGCUUGUACGCGUGAGCCUCUGCGGGGGCCCUGGGCUUGCAGGACGCCCCAGCGAGACCUGCCCCUCCCUGCUGCCUGUUCUCUCAUCUGUGCUCGGAGCCGGGCCGCUGCGGGUGGGGCUCCCUCAGCACCCGCUUCCCCAGCAUAGCUGCCCUUCCCUCCACCAGCCUUCCCCCGAGGAGCCAGUGCCAGCCUAGAGGAGCCAGUGCCAGCCUAGAGGAGCCAGUGCCAGCCUAGAGGAGCCAAGCUCCUGGGCCUGUCAUUGCAGGGCCCCUCCUCACCCACCCAGAGCCGCCAGGCUGGGCCCCUGCGGUCGGAGCUGCAGCGCUCCGGCUUGCCAGGCCAGCGAGGGUCUGGGCUGGACGGCAGGCAGGGAGCUCCUGGCUUGGCCCUGUGGCCCUGUGCCUGGCUUGGGUGCGAGUGCCCUUUAGAGGCAGGAGGUAGGCCUGGCCCAGCUGUCUGGAGCCUCAGCCAUGUGGCAACAGCAGUGUCCCUGUGGCCCCGUGGACAAGCGUGCUCAGCCCACACCGUCCCCUCCUUCCCCACCUCCACGAAGGCUACCUCCCUGCCUGUCCUGCGCUGUGUCAUCCCUGAGCAGGCUCUGGAAGCCUCCUGGUGGUGGCAGGUGUCCAGGCCUAAGCAGCCUAUGGCCCUGGUCUUACCCGCUCAGGCUGCCCUGCAGGGAGAGGUCCCCGGACUGCCUUGGAUGAGCCCCAAAAGCUCACAGCAGUACCCUGGGAAGCCGCCACCCUAGAUGCAGCUCUGACCUGUGACCUCAGCGUCCCCCUGGGCCCUGGAGUAUGUGGCGGGCGGCCCCACCUCCUCUAGACCCUGGCUCAUGUCCUACGGUCACAUCUAGGGCAGGACGCUGGGGGUCCCAGCCACCCAAGGCCCUGAGAAGGGAGGAGAGGGGUGUGCGGCGCUGACCCAGGGCUGGUGGGACUGUAGGACCCCCCUGCGUGGAGUGGGGCAGGCUGCCCUGGGCAUGGUCACUUUGGCUCCCGUCCCAGUGUGAGCGAGGUGGCCUGUGCCCACCCUCCCAGGACCCUCGGCUGUUCCCUAUGUGUGUGUCCUUUUUGCUCCUGGGGCUCAGCCGUCUUGGGGCCACACUGCCUGACCCCUGUCCAGACAUUUGAGUUGCACAGUGGGAAUGCGGACAUACUCACAGAAGGCCCUCGGUUCAUGCCCUGGCCCCGGAGCAUGCGGGCACACACGUGCCCACGACUAGGGCGGCUGCCGACGAGGGUACACUGCGGCGUGAGGACCGUGCUGCGUGCCCGUCUGUCCGUCUCUGUCUCAUGGAAGACAAAUAAACUUUAACACUGCA